Solea senegalensis (Senegalese sole) is the source of this 2890-nucleotide messenger RNA. RefSeq names its product proline rich mitotic checkpoint control factor (gene prcc). NCBI's taxonomy places the organism in Eukaryota, Metazoa, Chordata, Actinopteri, Pleuronectiformes, Soleidae. The record is from RefSeq and is a predicted model, not a curated record. Bases 467 to 1717 code for a protein of 416 amino acids. The transcript has 7 exons. Gene Ontology annotation, cellular component: nucleus.
ACAUGCGCAGUUGUAGGCUCUUUGAAUAAAUUAUGAAGGCGAAUGUUUUGAUGGAGUCGAGGGACUAACUGGACACAUUUGUUGACCUAACAACACAGGAAAGUCGCUGUUUUGUGGCGUGAAAAUACACCCACUGCACCAACAACCAGCGUGCAGUGACAACUGUACCCUUAUUUAUUCAGCGUACGAAAAAAAUAGGUCGGUUUGCCAAUGCCGUUCACUGCCGCGGCCUAGCUAACAUUUCAGCUAACACUGUUUUAAGUUGGGACAGUCCAUAGAUGUAAGCAGUUCUUACUCAUCAUUCACCUGGAUUCAUAUUGUUAUCAGCGGCUGUGUUAAUGAAAGGUUAUCGUACCUGUUAUUGACGCCAGUGUGUGACCUGCUCCUGUAGACCUCAUCGAGUUAAAGUGGUUGUCCAUGUUCACAAACUACUGCAGAAAAGCAAUCCUUAAUCACAUCAGCAGUCAUGUCUUUAGUCGCGUAUGGCAGCAGUGACGAUAGCGACACCGAGGAAACAUCCCGCUCUGCUGCACCGGAGAGCAAAUUCAGCUCUGGAGGACUUUUCUCACGCCUACCUGCUCCCAAAAAGACAGGAGCUGGGGGCAGAAAACACGAUGGACCAGGCAAGGAGACUAAAAUAAGCCAUUCAACAGCGGUAGACAGCGCGUCCAACGACGAUCUCGAUCUUAAAACAUCUAGAGGAGGGUUUUUGUCAAGUCUGCCCAAGCCGAAAAAGCGAACAGAUCCUGUCAGGAUCACUGUACCACAGAUCCAGAGACAGGAUUCAGACUCCGAUGACGAUGAACCAGCAAAGAAGAAAUUACCACCCCAGGGUGCAGGUUCAGGUCUGUCUGCCCUUCUACCAAAACCCAGGAACCUGACAAUGAAGGAGACUGCCAGGGUCCUGAUUCCUCACACACUCACCAAACGGCAAGAACCUAAAGGACCCAAGCCUGGAACACCUGCUCAGUCUGGGCUUGGUUCUAGUGCAUCUCCCUCUGCUAUCAAAGCUGCAGCAAAAUCAGCUGCUCUGCAGCUGGCUAAACAAAUAGCUGCUGAUGACCAAGAUAAUGAGGAGGACAUAACCCCACAGAACUACUUCUCCCUAGGUGAAAGCUCCCCGCCCCUUCCUGCAACACUCCCAAGCUUAGAUCCUGAGCCGAGAGCCCCUGCUGAGCCUCUUUCUAUCACAGCUGCUGAUGAGCCUGGUCUGUCUGACGCUCCCCUUGAUUUUGGGGGCAACCAAGAGGGAGCUGGAGCAUGGGGUGGUCAAUUGUCUCAGUAUCAGCAGCCCAUGACGGGCCCAGAGGCUUUACCUCAGGAAUAUUAUGAGGAGUCAUAUUAUCAAGAUCCUAACCCAGAAUUGUCAGAGGAGGCUGAAGAACCUGGCCAAUCUGCCAUGUUUGAUGAUGAAGCGUUCAUGCGGCUGCAAGGGAAAAGGAACAGAGGCAAAGAGGAAGUCAAGUUUCUGGAGAUCAAGGGCGAUGACCAGCUGAGUGGUAACCAGCAGUGGAUGACAAAGAGCAUGACGGAGGAGAAGCAGACCCGCCAGUCCUUCAGCAAGAAAAGGGGAGAACAGCCUACAGGACAACAGCGGCGCAAGCACCAGAUAACAUAUCUCAUUCAUCAGGCCAAGGAACGUGAGCUGGAGCUGAAGAAUAAUUGGGCGGAAAACAAGAUAACUCGCCGGCAGACCCAGGCCAAAUAUGGUUUCUGAUUGUCACAGUGUGGACUUGUGUAGAAAAACCUGAUCAGAAAGUAGAGAUUUGCAGAUUUCCCAAACAAAGGGGAAGUAUAAGUAUAUACACACGUAAGACAAAUUUGUCCUCUUGCUCUCCAUCCUACAUUUGUGUUGAACAGUUAAUAUUUAAUAGCUGUUUUGAUCUGAACUGUUUGGUAAUGUGUUACUCCCACAUUUAAACUCCAGUUACAGCCAUGACAUUCUCCUUUUGACAGUAGGUAACUAUAAAUAAACAAUUUCAAUAUUUUCUAAAAUGCUGCUUCAUUUACAAACUGUUCAACAGUGUUUUUGAUUUACCUUUGGUCGGUCAGUGGUAGAGAGGGUGUAAUUUGACCCUGAAGUGGCCAAUCAUAUUUUCUUUUUAAAUGUGUAUGCUUCUUGUUCAUCUGAUCAGUGUACAACUCACUUUGAAGUUCCUAUAGAAUAGACUUGGCUUUCUAGCAGUCUCUUAUAUUAGUAAGACAUAGGAACUGAUGUCAUUAAAAAGCUGUGAAACAUAACAUACAUUAAGAAUCAACAACUCAACUUGGCAGUAUCCUGAAUUAACUCUUAAUCAGUGCUGCCACAAGAUCCUGAUGUUUUAUUAUAGCUCAUUUUAUCUCUUUAUGUUACUUCACUUAUCAUGUUGCUUCAGUUUUAGGGAAUUUCUGGUGUCAAAAUGAAUUAGGAAUACUAAUCUGCUUGUGGUUUGCCCACUUACAGUUGCCAGAAUGUUUUAGGAUGGCUGAAUAGGGGAAAUGUUUAAUUAUAUGGGCAGUGCUUAAAAAGACCUUUUGUUUACCUUGUUCUUUUGUUAUGGGUGCAGUUUAAAUUAUCAAUAAACCUGGUCCUAUUCUGACUUGGUACCUUUUAAUGCCACAGGAGUUUUUCUUAAUUGUCACCUGUAUCAUAAUGAUGCAGCUGUUGCAUAUGGUAAAAAAUAAAUAAAUUCACAAUGCAUUUUUUUAGUUCCCUUACCCAUACUUGGAGGCAACAUAACCUCUUGAAGUGCUCCUUCAAUUGUAUAUAUUACAUUUGUUUGAUAGUACAUCCUGAACCAACAGAAGGACAAAAUGACAUGACAUUUAUUCUUUGUAAGCCAGAUGUACAACAUUUUAAUACUUCAAUAAACUGUAUAUGCAUGUGAAAUGUGUAUUACAGGUAAACAUA